AUGGACGACAGCUUAUUACAAGAUGGGAUUACACUCCACCCCAAGAUUCCGGGCCUAGCGCGCAAGCGCAUCAUUAUCUGCUGCGACGGAAGUGGACAAUCAGCUGUCUCAGGCGUGGAAAGCAUUCCAUCCAACGUUACCCGCCUCUGCCGCGCCAUCAACCCCGUCGGUAUCGAUAAGCAUGACAAACUCCCUUGGCAACAAGUUGUCUGGUACGACUCCGGUAUUGGCACAAACUCAGCCGGCAAAGUCCCAGCCGGAAAAGACCUCGAAGGAAAUGUUAUCGAGGCCUACAACUUCUGUGUGCUAAACUGGAGCCCCGGGGACCAGAUCAUGUGCUUUGGCUUCUCGCGGGGUGCAUACGCUGCGCGCGCUAUCGCAGGGUUGAUCUCUGAUCUGGGUAUCUGCUCCAGGGCUGAUCUGCAGAAUUUCCCCGAGGUGUGGAAGCUUUACAAGAAGGCUCAUCCAGCUGUUACUGGCGAACGAUUUUACGGCAGUGAUGCCUAUUUCGAUUAUCGUAAAGGGAAACCGGCUGAUCCUCAGCCAUUAGAGCAAAUGGGAGCUAACGACAGCAUUGCGUGGGAGUAUCCUGGGCGUGGUCGGUGGGCUUCUGAUGAGUCAAGAUCGGUUGAGGUGGUUGGUGUUUUUGAAACGGUUGGUGCGCUUGGAUUCCCCGAGCUAUUUGGGCAUGAGGUGCCUCAGUGGCUUAGCCGGACUGAUAAGCCGGAAUGGCAUAAUGUGGGACUUUCUCCAAGUAAGGCUCCUGUCUUUGGCUCUGGGAGCAUGCAACUGACUCAAACUAUAGACAUUAACAACGCGUUUCAAGCACUAGCUCUGGAUGAGCACCGUGCCGCAUUCACACCGACUCUAUUCUACAUUCCGCCGGUCACCCAAGCCACGGAACGGCAAAUCAGGGACCAAGAAAAGAAGGUCGACAUCGCGAAGGCCGAGUGGGAGACGGUUUUGACUACCUACCGUCCGCCCCUUGCGGAGAUACAGAAUGCGAUCAGAGAAAAAAAUAAAGCCGAGCGAGAGUUACUGGAGCUGAAGGAUAGCCUGAAAGAACGUACGAAUCUGCUGCAAGUCUGGUUCCCAGGAGUCCACAUCAACGUCGGCGGUGGAUCCGACCUCAGCCUGAAAAACAAGGGGAACAUGGAGGAGAUGUCAAACAUUGCUUUCUCCUGGAUGCUGGACCAAAUCAAAGAAUUUGUAUCCCUCAAUACCCGGACCCUGGAGGAAGAUCAGAAGGCUCGCCACAAGCGACUCGUUGACAUCAACGACGCCCUCGAUGCGUACGAGGCAAAAAUCGCCAGGCAGAAGAGGGAAUCGUGGGCGCAAUGGGCUUUGCGAAGCGGCCAAUCCGUCGCUUCUUCAAUUCUUCAUCCUUUCUCAGCAGGAGAUGUGCCAGCCUACCCAAAGCAUCGCACCUAUAGCUGGGGUCUGAGCGAUCUACCAGACAACUUUAGCCUUUUAUACUAUGUCAAUGGAUCUCGGCCCCGAACACCGGGUCGUUACGCCGUCGAUAAAGAUGGGAACAAGCUCGGCGAGACUUUUGAGCAAGUUCACCCUGUUGUCGGCUACCGCGUUCAAGAGACUGAGUAUCGUCCCAUUCGGUUAGCAGGAUCAAACUACCAGCGCCGAGAGAAGAAGGGAGGCGGCUAUGAGUACUGGUUUAAGUAUCCUGGUUCAUCGAAGUAUGAGGUGCUUGCUGAGUGGAAGAUGUCGGAUGAUAUCGAGUCAUACGAGAGAUCGGCGGUUACUGGCGAGGAUGCGCGUGAAUAUGCAGCGGCUUUGAGUAUUCAGAGGUCAUAA
Messenger RNA from Penicillium longicatenatum, 1812 nucleotides. Its product is annotated as T6SS phospholipase effector Tle1-like catalytic domain-containing protein. The transcript has a single exon. The record is from RefSeq and is a predicted model, not a curated record. Lineage: Eukaryota; Fungi; Ascomycota; Eurotiomycetes; Eurotiales; Aspergillaceae. The coding region runs from base 1 to 1812 and encodes 603 amino acids.